Messenger RNA from Drosophila sechellia, 1720 nucleotides. Its product is annotated as tetraspanning orphan receptor. Bases 1 to 1299 code for a protein of 432 amino acids. Gene Ontology annotation, cellular component: lysosomal membrane. The record is from RefSeq and is a predicted model, not a curated record. Lineage: Eukaryota; Metazoa; Arthropoda; Insecta; Diptera; Drosophilidae. The transcript is spliced from 4 exons.
AUGUUCAGGAUCCACCUCAAGAUGGGUCCCCAACGCAACCAGCUCCACAGCAACAACAACAAUGGUACCGCCGGAAGUAGCAGCAGCACCGGAAACCGUCACCUGAAGGAGUUCACCUGCUGCUUCGGCCUGCAUGUCCACACGGCCACCUUGAUGAUCGGAUUGUGGCACCUGUUCUUGAACAUCUUGGCGCUAAGCGUUCUAGCGGUCAUAUGGCGCAAUCCGGAGAUGAUGGACGAACUGGAAGGCGGCACCCACGACUACACCGUGGAUCUAAGUGCACCGGCCCUACCCACGCCCCUUAGCAAGGUCGAACCGCCCUACGCCUACCGUGACCACUCCCUCAACUAUCGUAAGCGUUACCAGAACUUCGAUAUGGGCGGACUGGUAUGCACCUGCAUGAUAGCCAUCACGCUGAUGAUGAUCUACGGAACAAUCAAGGGAAAACCCUCCCACCUGUUGCCGUUCUUCUGUCUGCAGUUGUUUGAUUUCGCCAUUACAACUCUUACCGCCGCUGGAUAUCUGUGCUACCUGCAGGCCAUUCACAGCAUCAUUGCCGAGUCGCAUCGCUUGCCCUGGCGCGAGAAGCUGCUGGAACUACCGCCCGAGGAGCUUGUUGUUGUAGUCCUGGUCGUAUUCAUCUGUAUUGUGUUUCUAAAGGCCUAUUGCAUUGGUAUCGUUUGGCGCUGCUACAAGUACUUGACGCUCCGUCAGCAACACGUUCGCACCCUGUUCCCCUUCCUGGAGCCACCGACUGGAGUCCACAGUGUAGGCGGAACCUUUGGUGCCGAAGAGCGGUCUUACUCCACUCUGUUGCCCAAUUACGAUGAAGCGAUUGCCCAGUACUUGAAGCAGGCACCACCGCCAUCUUAUCAGGUGGCCAUGUCAAACUACGAAGAAGGAGAAGACGCAGCUGCUGGAGGUGCGGAGGUUAAUCCUUCGGUAGCCCCACUCUUCGUGGCCCUUGGAGCAGCCACUACCGCGAACGUAGCCUCCAACACGGAUGACAACAUGGAUAAUAACAAUGAUCAGCCGAACAACAACAACACUAUGCAUGUCAAUGCCAAUACGCCGCCAAUGCGCCGCAGCGAUGCAGCUGUAAACGCUAAUGUCGACGAGGAAGCUGACGAUUUGGAGGUUAUUGACGCUGGCGUUGAUGUAAUCGGUGGCAUUCCGCCUCCUCCGCCCUACAACGACGUUGCCGAUGCCCAGGUGCAAGUGCCAUCGCAGUCGCCGCUGCAUCGCCAGCCAAACAUCCCGGGACAAGUAUUCGGCGGACGCGACGAAAGCCAGGCUUAAGCUGUACUUUCGAUAAGAUUGCUUCUCAUGGCGAGUGGGUAGUGAUCAGCGGUGACCACCCCUCUCCCAUCCUCUUCUUGCCCAGAUGAUCUGGUUUCUGGUCCCUCAUCUCGCAGCUAUCAUUCCCAGGCACACAUACACGGUCUUAAUGGUUGCUUCAAUGUAUUGAACACUGUUUUUAGAAAAACGAAACGCAAACAAGUUUUCGCUAUUAGCCAUCGCUCAUUAUUGUUGUUUAACGUACAACUAAGACGCUCUAGUUGCUGCUUAUUUAGUAAACAAAAGCAUUAAAACCAAAAACAUAUUGUGAUGCUGGCAAGGAAAGCAUCAAUUCCUUUUCGGCCGCAUCUGACCCGGUCUUAGCUGCAACAAUCUGUUAGAACGUUUUUCAUUUGGCCCGAACUAGACUGAGAAGUUCGGA